UUAUUAGGGAUCCUGCGAUCGAAUCGGGCUACAGCAAGGCGAACCCCAUGGAAGGAAGCGUCGGCGAGGAGCUUGCCGUGGGCUGCGUGCUUUCCCUCAGAACCACUCUCAACGACGAAAUCGAAGGCCAAAUCGUCGCCUACGAUCGCCCCUCCAACAUUCUCGUCAUCCAAGAGGGAAGUUCUAAGGCGGGGGCUCGAAGGAACGUCCGGCUUCUUAAAGCCAACUAUAUCAAGGACUUCACGUUUCUGAAGAAGGCGGAGGAUCCACUUGACGUCGACAAGUGCUUCAUCGACCUCGCAGGCCUCCAGGCCAGGGAAGACGCCGCCUUGAGACAAGCAGAGAUUGAAGCUGAGAGGAUUGGAGUCGGGGUGACUAGUGAGGCACAGAGCAUUUUUGAUGCAUUAUCUAAGACGCUCCCUGUCCAUUGGGAUAAGACUGUUAUUGUAGUUAUGAAUGAAGUCUGUGUUAGCAGCCCAUACCUCCCCGAAAACGUCACUGGAGGAACACCAGCUGCCAAUGAUCGGGUGAAGAAAGUGCUUGAGCUUGAAAGGAAAAGGCUACAAGCUCGCAAUUCCAGCCAGGUCUGAUUGCUUCAGCCUGUGUAGAGUUGGCUUCCUGAAUCUGGUAUCCUAGGUUUAAGACAAUAGAAAAGAACUUGUUUAUUCAUCGUUGCGCUAAAAAUGCACGUUCUGAGAAAAAUUGUAAGCGCAUAGUGUUUGUUUUACCUUGAAAAAUUGUAAGCGCAUGAUACAUUAAACCAAAUAAACACUAGCAAGACUUCACUCCAUUGUAACAAUUCUCAUAUGGUUCUGAUUUGUGGAUAACAAAUCUACGUUUGAAAUUGAGCCUUUA
Zingiber officinale is the source of this 855-nucleotide messenger RNA. RefSeq names its product protein LSM12 homolog. The coding region runs from base 48 to 590 and encodes 180 amino acids. Lineage: Eukaryota; Viridiplantae; Streptophyta; Magnoliopsida; Zingiberales; Zingiberaceae. The record is from RefSeq and is a predicted model, not a curated record. The transcript is spliced from 5 exons.